Molecule: messenger RNA, 2331 nt
Organism: Coregonus clupeaformis (lake whitefish)
Lineage: Eukaryota; Metazoa; Chordata; Actinopteri; Salmoniformes; Salmonidae
Product: cytokine receptor common subunit beta-like
Exons: 13
Coding region: 1-2331 (776 amino acids)
Biological process (GO): immunoglobulin mediated immune response; cytokine-mediated signaling pathway
Cellular component (GO): external side of plasma membrane
Molecular function (GO): cytokine receptor activity; protein binding
Source: RefSeq, a predicted model, not a curated record
AUGUUCUUCUGCUCCAGGGGACCUGUCCUCCUGCGCUCCCCAGGAAACAUGCUUCUCUUCUGGAUGUCUUGUGGAUCCCUACUCCCUCUCCUGGUCCUCUGCUAUAAUGGACAAGAACGCUGCACAAUCCAGGAGAACAAACAAUAUCAUGUCCCUCUAUCCACAGUGUCCCCUGUGCUUGAGUCCUUGCGGUGCUACAAUGACUACACCUCCUACGGCCGCUGUAGCUGGGAGGAGAGUCCACACACGUCCGCACAAGCUCCGUUAGCCCUAUUCUACUGGGACAGCACUGUGAACCGUGAGUCCCUGUGUAAACCCUAUGGUCAGCCAGCACUGAAUCCCAACAAUAGCAAGCUCACCGUCCAGUGUCAGUACAACACUCUUUACUUUGGCAUCAAUACCAACCAUGUCUUCUUCUUCAAGACCACCUGUCCCCCUGCCCUGCUUCUGUCUAAGAAUGUGAGGGUGCGUCAACCAGUCCACCUAUCACAGCAGGCUGUAGAGAGAGGGGGCUGUUUGCUCAGCUGGGAAAGCCUCUACCCCCCCUCGUCCCUCCUGUCCCCCACUCUCAACUACCAGGUCAACUACAGGAGGUCUAACCAGGAUGACUGGAUAGCAGUGGAGGUUGAGGACUCCCAACUGAGUGUGGAGGCUGAGGCUCAGGGGUCUGGCUGCCAGUAUGAGGCCAAGGUGAGGGCAAGGGGGAAGACGGGACUGUGGAGCGAGUGGAGCCCCCUAGUGACCUGGUUGACUGAGGAGGACCCUGUGCCAGGCCACUCCAAUGCGCCGUGUGUGUUUGAUGAGGAGAAUGUGGUGACAUGCAGCUGGGAGGUGAAGAGAGACCUGGCUCAGUUCCUUACCUUCCAUCUGUCCUGCAAACACAACCACACUGCACCAGCCCAGAAAUGCUGUGUUAACGCCAUGGUCAGCGCUCCAUCCAGGGGUCCAAUGCUCAAAUACAGCUGCUCCUUCCCUGUCCCAGACUCAGAGCAGCUAGAGGUGGAGCUCAUCCCCACACGCAAAACCAAAGAGUUUCAAACACACAAACACAUUCGUCCAAACCGUCCACUCGACGUGCAGAUAGAAGAGAUAGAUGGGAACUGGAUUCUAAAAUGGAAUCAUUCAAAAUCAAAAGUUGAACUCUCCUAUCAAGUGCACUACUGGAGUAAUGAGACUCAGGAGGAUACUAGGCUCCUCAAUGUCUCCCAGGGGUCCUUCUCGCUCUCCAUCCUGGGGGGGUCCCUGCGCCCCUCUGAAUGCUACCUGGUUAAGGUGAGAGCCCUGGUGGUCCCGGGAAGGGGUGAUACUUUUGAAGGACCACCUUCAGAAUGGACCGACCCAGUGGAGUGGACCUCACAACCAGCUUCCUGGUCCGUCACCACCUUCCUCUACGUCUUCAUCAGUGUACUGGUGGCCAUUGUCUUCAUCGCUCUCUAUGUUACCAUACCAGCCUGUCACAGGAGGGUAGUCCUGUGGGAGUUGUCUGUCCCGUCGCCCCUCAAGAGCAAGGUACUGCAAGAGGUCAUUAAGAAGUCUCCUGAUAGGUUGUUAUUCCCCGAGAGUGAGAGAAAUGUAGAGGCCAAUGGACUGUUCCAUUCCAUUACCAAGGAUGGGUGGAAGAAGUAUGACCCAAACUCUUCCUCCCUACAUCUGUUGUCUGUGGGCAGAUCUUGCCCUCCUGCUCUAGACUCACCUGGCUUCAGCUUCAGUGGCCCUUAUAUCUUGUGUGGUGACAGUUCACCAGCGCCGAGUGCGUUUAUGAGUCUGGAGCCUCCCUGUGAGGAGUCCGACAACACUCUCUCUAACUCUGAACCUCCUUCUCCCUCCUCCUCGGAGAGGACUGCCCCAUCCCUCUUGGAGUCGAGUGAGGGCUACGUGGCGAUGCCUCAGGUCAGUGCUGGCCUGUCCAGAUCAACAGAGGAAGUGUCUGAUGGUCUUACGAGAGCUGUAGUAGCAGACUACAGUAAGAACACUGGUAACAACUACAGCAACAACAACAUCAUGGCAUGGCCCAAGUCAGAGCUCCACCCACCCCGACCUAGCUCUACGUCCAACGGCUCACUACCAAGUGAGAAUGAAGACCCUCCUCCAGCGUACAAGCCCCCCACCACCACCACCCCCUUCAACUUGCCCCCAGUGGGCCCUACCCUACACACCUCUGGGUACUGCUUCCUCCCAGCCCUACAGGCACUUGGGGGCUGGGGCCAUGUGCUUUCCUCUGGACCUCCUACAGGGGGCAGUCAAGAGCAGCAAGCCUGGAGGAAAGAGAGGGGGCAGGGGGAGCAGUGCAAGGAGGAUCCCUACGUCAGACUGUCCCAGCUAGCCACUUAG